UGGAAUACUCAGGAUUGCUCAGAUCAUUCUUAACGUAAAAUGUGAACCCAUAGAGUUGUGAGGAAAAUAUGAACAGUACCUGGCACAAUUUAAGGACUCAGUAAUUUUUUAAAUAGAAGAUAAGAACUGCGUAAAAAAUUGCUAUUUUUCAAGAUUUAAGAUGCAUAAUAUGCAAGAGGUUUGUGUUGCCGGAUAAGAAGUACAAGCAAUAAGUACAAAGGGUUUUAUGUAGUGCGCCGUGGUGUGUGUGUGUGUGUGUGUUGUGUGUUGCCGGGAGUUGAACUCAACCGCUGUGUGCUCAGGAGGAGCUCAUCUAAGCUACUCCCAGCCCAUGCACUUAAUUUUUAGCAUUAAUACCAUGGUCAAUGUGUGUAUGUUUAUAAUUUGGCUUAUUUCCUGUUUGAGGUCUUUGGAAGUAAAGAUUCAGUAGCUUUGAACUUUAAAAGGCGCUGAAUAUGGAGGCAUCCAUCUGUCAUCCCAGCAUUCUGGAAGCUGAGAGCCUGCUACUUGUUGGGCAAGCACUCUACCAGUCUUCAACCCCAAAGUCAAAUUGUUGAAGGUAUUUUCUCCAGAAAGAAAACAAAAUUGAUAACCUUGCAUCCUGGAAGUUCAUUUAGAAAUCUGAAAUUAGGGACUUCUUUCAAAUUUGGACAUGGCUAAUCGAGGAGCAACAAGACCCAAUGGGCCAAAUACUGGGAAUAAAAUAUGCCAGUUCAAACUGGUACUUCUAGGAGAGUCUGCUGUUGGCAAAUCAAGCCUGGUGCUUCGCUUUGUGAAGGGCCAAUUUCAUGAAUUUCAAGAGAGUACCAUUGGGGCUGCCUUUCUAACCCAAACUGUGUGUCUUGAUGAUACAACAGUAAAAUUUGAAAUAUGGGAUACGGCUGGCCAAGAACGGUAUCAUAGCCUAGCACCAAUGUACUACCGAGGAGCACAAGCAGCCAUAGUUGUGUAUGAUAUCACAAAUGAGGAGUCCUUUGCAAGAGCAAAAAACUGGGUUAAAGAACUUCAGAGGCAAGCAAGUCCUAAUAUUGUGAUAGCUUUGUCAGGAAACAAGGCUGACCUAGCAAAUAAAAGAGCUGUUGACUUCCAGGAAGCACAGUCCUAUGCAGAUGACAACAGUUUAUUAUUCAUGGAGACAUCAGCUAAGACAUCAAUGAAUGUAAAUGAAAUAUUCAUGGCAAUAGCUAAAAAGCUGCCAAAGAAUGAACCACAAAAUCUAGGCACAAACUCGGCCAGAGGACGAGGAGUAGACCUUACUGAGCCUGCACAGCCAGCCAGAAGCCAGUGUUGUAGUAACUGAACUCCAGUGUGAACUUCCUAAAUGGCAAAACCCGUGAAAUGGGAGCAUUUAGCCGGCCCAGU
Molecule: messenger RNA, 1362 nt
Organism: Myodes glareolus (Bank vole)
Lineage: Eukaryota; Metazoa; Chordata; Mammalia; Rodentia; Cricetidae
Source: RefSeq, a predicted model, not a curated record